This is a messenger RNA of Colletotrichum chrysophilum, 489 nucleotides long. RefSeq lists its product as uncharacterized. The record is from RefSeq and is a predicted model, not a curated record. Lineage: Eukaryota; Fungi; Ascomycota; Sordariomycetes; Glomerellales; Glomerellaceae. Bases 1 to 489 code for a protein of 162 amino acids. The transcript is spliced from 4 exons.
AUGGACGCGGUAUCAAGCUAUAGCUUCGGAAACUUGGGCUGGCUCUCCAUGCAGGCCAUCCCCCUCAUCUUCUGGCCGAGAUUCAUCGGAAACCUCCUCCCUCUCGAGGACUACUUUGCCCGAUCCCUCGGCUUCGCUCUCCUCACUCUGGGCCUCCUGGUGGUGUGUCUCUCGGGAGCAGUUCCCCUGACAUCCGAAGAUCAAACACCUCAAGGAACGAUAUCACCGUACGCCAACGCCGCAGUGGUCCUCACAUCACUUCACCACGCCUCUGCCGCCUUUUACUGCUACAGCCGGUACCUCAGAUCUGACCAGACGGCCUUCGUCCUGGGUUGCCUGGGCAGCACCGUCUUUGCCGUGUUCGGGCUGUACUGCCUCCUGUUCGCUGGUGACAAGUCGCGCCGGAGCAAGAAGGGUUACGACAAGGACACGAGCUCGUUCCCUUUCAAGAACGCCGAGUCGUACAAGUCGAAGAAGAAGGGCCUGUAG